AUGCCUAACGCUGGAGGUUCACCGAUCACUGUAAAGAUUGUUGCAGCUGAAUCUUUAUAUAAAAGGGAUGUGUUUCGCAGUCCAGAUCCAUUUGCUGUUUUAACUGUUGAUGGUUCCCAAACUAAAUCUACAUCAGCUGCAAAGAAGACUUUAAAUCCAUAUUGGAAUGAAACAUUCCAAUUUCAAGCAAAUGAAAACUCAAUUCUCGUCAUUCAAGUAUUUGAUCAAAAAAAAUUUAAAAAGAAAGAUCAAGGAUUUUUAGGUGUUGUUAAUGUUAGAAUAGGAGAUGUCAUAGAUCUUAAUCUAGCAAAUUAUGAAGAGACAAUAACAAGAGAGUUGAAAAAAUCAAAUGAUAAUAUUGUUGUUAGUGGAAGAUUGAUCAUUGUUAUUUCACAUAAUGCAAAUAGCAGCAACAGACCAUCGAGACCUGUAUCAACAACGGGUGCUUCAAAUGUCCAACAAACUUUACAAACAGGAGCAAAUACUUCAAGUACAAAUGGUAGCUCAGCACCACCAGCUGCCUCCACAGUAGCAGGUGGUACCUCAUCGGCUGCUGCCAAUAAUGCUAAUAGACAAUAUUCAUCAUUUGAAGAUCAAUAUGGUAGAUUACCACCAGGAUGGGAAAGAAGAACUGAUAAUUUUGGUCGUACUUAUUAUGUUGAUCACAACUCAAGAACAACAACAUGGAAAAGACCAACAUUAGAUCAAAGUGAAAGUGAAAGAGGCCAACAAAGACAAAAUUUGACAGAUGCUGAACGUAGACAGCAUCGUGGAAGAACCUUACCAGAUGAUAGACCACAAUCCCCAGGUGCUCCAAAUAAUAUUACUGUCAAUACAACAGGUGGUACCCCAGCUGCAGCUGGUACUUCUGCUGUUUCAAUGGCUGCCACAGGUGCUACAACUGCUGGGCUAGGAGAGUUACCACCUGGUUGGGAACAAAGAUUCACACCAGAAGGAAGAGCUUAUUUUGUUGAUCAUAACACAAGAACCACUACAUGGGUGGAUCCAAGAAGACAACAAUAUAUUAGAACUUAUGGUGCAAAUACCACAGUACAACAGCAGCCAGUUUCACAGUUAGGUCCAUUACCAAGUGGAUGGGAAAUGAGAUUAACAAACACUGCAAGAGUUUAUUUCGUUGAUCAUAACACCAAGACAACAACUUGGGAUGAUCCAAGAUUACCAUCUUCAUUGGAUCAAAAUGUUCCACAAUAUAAGAGAGAUUUUAGAAGAAAAGUUAUAUAUUUCAGAUCACAACCUGCAUUAAGAAUUUUACCUGGACAGUGCCAUAUUAAAGUUAGAAGAGAUCAUAUCUUUGAAGAUUCUUACCAAGAGAUUAUGAGACAAACACCAGAAGAUUUGAAGAAGAGAUUAAUGAUCAAAUUCGACGGUGAAGAAGGUUUAGAUUAUGGUGGGGUUUCUAGAGAAUUCUUCUUUUUAUUAUCACAUGAAAUGUUCAACCCAUUCUAUUGUUUGUUUGAAUAUUCUGCUCAUGAUAAUUAUACAUUACAAAUAAAUCCAAAUUCUAACAUUAACCCAGAACACUUGAAUUAUUUCAAAUUUAUUGGUAGAGUUGUUGGUUUAGGUGUUUUCCAUAGAAGAUUCUUAGAUGCAUUCUUUGUUGCUGCAUUAUACAAGAUGAUGUUACACAAAAAGGUGAUAUUACAAGAUAUGGAAGGUGUUGAUGCUGAAUUUUACAGAUCAUUAAAAUGGACAUUAGAAAAUGAUAUCGAUGGAGUGUUGGAUUUGACAUUUAGUGCAGAAGAUGAAAGAUUUGGUGAAAUAGUCACUAUUGAUUUGAAAGAAGGUGGUGCGGACAUUGAAGUCACAAACGAGAAUAAGAAAGAAUAUGUGGAAUUAAUUACAGAAUGGAGAAUUUAUAAACGUGUUGAAGAACAAUUCAAGGCGUUCAUGGAUGGAUUUAAUGAAUUGAUACCGGAAGAUUUAGUCAAUGUUUUCGAUGAAAGAGAAUUAGAAUUAUUGAUUGGUGGUAUUGCUGAAAUUGACGUUGAAGAUUGGAAGAAACAUACUGAUUACAGAGGUUACCAAGAAACAGAUGAAGUUAUUCAAUGGUUUUGGAAAUGUAUCUCUGAGUGGGAUAAUGAACAGAAGGCCAGAUUGUUGCAGUUCACAACCGGUACUUCCAGAAUUCCUGUCAAUGGUUUCAAGGAUCUACAAGGUUCUGACGGUCCAAGAAGAUUUACCAUCGAGAAGGCAGGUGAAUCAAAUCAAUUACCAAAAUCACACACAUGUUUCAAUAGAGUUGAUUUACCACCAUAUACCGAUUACGAAGCUAUGAAACAUAAAAUGAGUUUAGCUGUUGAAGAAACUGUUGGGUUCGGUCAAGAGUGA
This is a messenger RNA of Hansenula ciferrii, 2349 nucleotides long. RefSeq names its product NEDD4 family E3 ubiquitin-protein ligase (gene RSP5). The record is from RefSeq and is a predicted model, not a curated record. Gene Ontology annotation, molecular function: protein binding; ubiquitin protein ligase activity. Bases 1 to 2349 code for a protein of 782 amino acids. The transcript has 2 exons. Lineage: Eukaryota; Fungi; Ascomycota; Saccharomycetes; Phaffomycetales; Wickerhamomycetaceae. Gene Ontology annotation, biological process: ubiquitin-dependent protein catabolic process.